Effrenium voratum is the source of this 917-nucleotide messenger RNA. The record is from the annotation of a GenBank genome assembly. Lineage: Eukaryota; Dinophyceae; Suessiales; Symbiodiniaceae.
CUCAAGGGGGCUCCCUUGGCUCGCGGAAAGCCCCGGCGCGUGGGACACCGCGCAUGGGGAAGCCUCACGACGACGAGGCGGUCCGGAACGGCCUCAAAGUCUUCGUCGGUGGCCUGCCGGAGCGGACGGCGGAGCAAGCCUUGGGUCAACACUUUAGCAGGUAUGGCCACGUGGAGAGCGUCACAGUCUGCCCGCCCAAAGAGGAGAAGAAGGCGCCUUAUGCCUUCGUCACCUUCAGAUUUGCUGCGGACGCCGACUGCGCAGUCGUCGACACGCAGAACUUCCCCGGGGCCUCAAGGCCGCUGACCAUGAGCUUCGCGGCCAAGAAGGGCUGGGACAGCGGCAAAGACCAUGGGUUGGGUGAUCCCUGCAAGGUCUUUGUUGGCGGCAUCAACGAGAGGGACAACGAGGAGGAGAUCGGGGACUUCUUCUCCCAGUGGGGCUUAGUCGCGCUGGUUUACCGGGACAAGGCGAAUUGGGGCUUCAUCCACUUCGCCACGAAGGAGGGGGCAUCCAGAGUACUGGAGGAGGAGCGCGUCCUGUUCCAGAGGCGGCCAUUGGAUGUCAAAAAGGCCACCGAUCGGCGGUCUAUGGCAGAGGAGGAGCGGGACGACCUGGUCCGCCGGGCUGUGGCCAGGCAUUUCCACAAGAAGAACAUCCAGCACGCGCCGCCCAUGGGGGGCUACUACCCUCCCCCGGGCUACUACCCACCGCCGGGCUACCCGCCGGGAUAUCCCGGGUAUGCGUACCCGUCCAUGGGCUACUACCCUCCGGGUUACUACCCCCCCACCGGCAGUGCCUUCGGCGAGCCCCCGGGCUACUACGCCCAAGCGGCGACCGAUCCCAACGCCUCCAGGUACCAGCCAUACUGAGAGAGGAAGCCAACUGGGACCCAUCAGAUGGAGAUUUGAUGUGAG